This is a messenger RNA of Rotaria sordida, 660 nucleotides long. The record is from the annotation of a GenBank genome assembly. NCBI's taxonomy places the organism in Eukaryota, Metazoa, Rotifera, Eurotatoria, Philodinida, Philodinidae.
AUGAAGAAUGGACAUUGGAGUGUCAUUGUUUUAAAUCAAGAUAGAACACUUUUUUUUGAUGAAAAUAUUCCCGGUAAAUAUGGUUCUUACGAUUUGAAUGCAUUAGAAAAUAGUAAUGAAACAUUUGAACGAGUAGUUUUGCUCAAAUUCGAAACUUCCAAAAUUGAAAGUUCAAUUGUAGGAAAAGAUUUUUUAAUAAAAAAUAUGUUUGUUGAAACGUCAGCGACAAAUCCAGAACAGCAAACAAUGCUAUUGCCGGUUAAUGUUAAUGAACAAUCAAUUCAAUUAGAUGAUCAAACAGUUUCAGAAUCGUUUGAGAUUCAAAAUUAUUCUAUAGUGAAUAUAAAUGAUGAUAAAUGUUGUCCAAUAUCAUUAGAGAAUAUACAAAAUUUGUCCAAAGAACAUUUUAUUGGUGAUGAUUUAGAAUAUGAUGAUGAUCUGUUACAAAACACUAAUACAAGAUUAACUUUUGUUGAAAAAGGUUUAGCAUAUAUAUAUGAACGACAAUCUACAGGAACAAUUAUCAAAUUAUUAAAUGAUCAUUAUUUAAUUGAUAUUAGACAAUUAGAUGCACGACUAAUGUCAUCGUUCGAAUCUGAAGCAAUGCAAUCAUUCUUUCGACUUGUUGCAUUCUAUAUGAAGAAAGACUAUGACCAUUGA